CGUAAUGAGGGCGAGGCUAUUCUCCACCGAUAAUGAAGAUUAUUUAUCCUAUUCUCCAGGGAUGAUAAGCCCAUUAAGCACCGAAUUGGGCCAAUUUGUUAUUGGAUGGCAUUUUCGUACUUACUUGAGCGACGAAAGGCCAUUUUCUUUGGAUAUUGAAGGCUACAGAUCACGGAUUCGGCCUAAGGCUAUUCUUAAACUUUGAUUAAGUCUAUUAAGCACCAAUUUGGGCGGAUUUAUUCCGGGUCAAUUUUUAGCAGAUUCCAAAGGGGUACCAUCAAAGAUUUCAGGCGAUUUUUCUGAAAUGCCAUUUUCUUUCGAUUAUGGAGGCUACAGAUUACGGAAUGUGGCUGAGGCUAUUCUCCACCGAUAAUGAAGUAUAUUUAUCCUAUUCUCCAGGGAUGAUAAGCCCAAUAAGCAUCGAUUUGAGCCAAUUUAUUUUCGGAUGACAUUUUCGUAAUUUUUUGUGCGACGAAAGGCCAUUUUCUUUGGAUAUUGAAGGUUACAGAUCACGGAUUCGGCCUGAGGCUAUUCUUCAACAAUGAUUAAGUCCAUUAAACACCGAUUUGGACGGAUUUAUUCCGGGUCAAUUUUUGCCAGAUUCCAAAGGGGUACUAUCACCUAUUUUGGACGAUUUUUCCGAAAUGCCAUUUUCUUUCGAUUAUGGAUGCUACAGAUCACGGAAUGAAGCCGAGGCUAUUAUCCACUGAUAAUGAAGUCUAUUGAUCCUAUUCUCUAAGGAUGAUAAGCCCAUUAAGCACCAAUUUGGCUCAAUUUAUUUUCGGGCGAUUUUUCUAAGAUUCCAAAGGGGUACCAUCACAGAUUUCGGGCGAUUUUUCCGAAUUGCCAUUUUCUUUCGAUUAUGGAUGCUACAGAUCACGGAAUGAGGCCGAGGCUAUUCUCCACCGAUAAUGAAGUCUAGUGAUUCUAUUCUUCAGGGAUGAUAAGCCAAUUAAGCACCUAUUUGGGCCAAUUUAUUUUCGGAGAUGGCAUUUUCGUAAUUUUUUGGGCGACGAAUGGCCAUUUUCUUUGGAUAUUGAAGGCUACAAAUCACGGAUUCGGCCUGAGGCUAUUCUUCAACGAUUAUUAAGUCCAUUAACCACCGAUUUGGGCGGAUUUAUUCUGGGUCAAUUUUUGGCAGAUUUCAAAGGGGUACCAUCACAGAUUUCGGGCGAUUUUUCCGAAAUGAAAUUUUCUGUCGAUUCUGGUGGCUACAAAUCACGGAAUCAGGCCGAGGCUAUUCUCCCCCGAUAAUGAAGUCUAUUGAUCCUAUUCUCCAGGGAUGAUAAGCCCAUCAAGCACCGAUUUGGGCCAAUUUAUUUUCGGAUGACUUUUUCGUAAUUUUUUGGGCGACGAAAGGCCAUUUCUUUGGAUAUUGAAGGCUACAGAUCACGGAUUCGACCUUAGGCUAUUCUUCAACUUUGAUUAAGUCCAGUAAGCACCGAUUUUUGCGGUUUUAUUUCGGGUCAAUUUUUGGCCGAUUCCAAAGGGGUACCAUCACAAAUUUCGGGCGAUUUUUCCGAAAUGUAUUUUCUUUCGAUUCCGGAGGCUACAGAUCACGGAAUCAAGCUCAAGCUAUUCUCCUCCGAUAAUGAAGUCUAUUCAUCCUAUUCUCGAGGGAUGAUAAGCCCCUUAAGCACCGAUUUGGGCCAACUUAUUUCCCGAUGGCAUUUUCGUAAUUUUUUGGGCGAUGAAAAGCUAUUUUCUUUGGAUAUUGAAGGCUACAGAUCAAGGAUUCGGCCUGAGGCUAUACUUCAACGAUGAUUAAGUCCAUUAAGCACCGAUUUGGGCAGAUUUAUUCCGGGUCAUUCUUUAGCAGAUUCCAAAGGGGUACCAACACAGAUUUCGGGCGAUUUUUUCCGAAAUGUCAUUUUCUUUCAAUUCUGGAGGCUACAGAUCACGGAAUGAGGACGAGGCUAUUCUCCACCGAUAAUGAAAUCUAUUGAUCCUAUUCUCUAGGGAUGAUAAGCCCAUUAAGCACCAAUUUGGGCCAAAUUUUUUUCGGAUGACAUUUUUGUAAUUUUUUUUGCUACGAAAGGCCAUUUUCUUUGGAUAUUGAAGGCUAUAGAUCACGGAUUCGGCCUGAGGCUAUUCUUCAACAAUGAUUAAGUCCAUUAAGCAUCGAUAUGAGCGGAUUUAUUCAGUGUCCAUUUUUGGCAGAUUCCAAAGGGGUACCAUCACAGAUUUUGGGCUAUUUUUUCGAAAUGCCAUUUUAUUUCGAUUCUGUAGGCUACAGAUCACGGAAUCAGGCCGAGGCUAUUCCCCACCGAUAAUGAAGUCUAUUCAUCCUAUUCUCCAGGGACGAUAAGCCCAUUAUGCACCGAUUUGAGCCAAUUUAUUUUCAGAUGGCUUUUCGUAAUUUUUGGGCGACAAAUUGCCAUUUUCUUUGGUUAUUGAAGGCUACAGAUCACGGAUUCGGCCUGAGGCUACAGAUCACAGAAUGAGACCAAGGCUAUUCUCCACCGAUAAUGAAGUUUAUUUAUCCUAUUCUCUAGAGAUGAUAAGCCCAUUAAGUACCGAUUUGGGCCAGUUUAUUUUUGGAUGGCAUUUUCGUAAUUAUUUGGGCGACUAAAGGCCAUUUUCUAUGGAAAUUGAAGGCUACAGAUCACGGAUUCGGCCUAAGGAUAUUCUUCAACUUUGAUUAAGUCCAUUAAGCAACGAUUUGGGCAGAUUUAUUCUGGCUCAAUUUUUGCCUGAUUCCAAACGGGUACCAUCACAGAUUUUAGACGAUUUUUCAGAAAUGCCAUUUUCUUUCGAUUUUGGAGGCUACAGAUCACAGAAUGAGGCCGAGGCUAUUAUCCACCGAUAAUGAAAUCUAUUGAUCCUAUUCUCCAAGGAUGAUAAGCCCAUUAAGCACCAAUUUGGCUCAAUUUAUUUUCGGGCGAUUUUUCUCAGAUUCCAAAGGGGUAUCAUCACAGAUUUCGGGCGAUUUUUGCGAAAUUCCAUUUUCUUUCAAUUCUGAAGGCUACAGAUCACGUAGUGAGGGCGAGGCUAUUCUCCACCGAUAAUGAAGAUUAUUUAUCCUA
This is a messenger RNA of Linum trigynum, 3026 nucleotides long. The record is from the annotation of a GenBank genome assembly. NCBI's taxonomy places the organism in Eukaryota, Viridiplantae, Streptophyta, Magnoliopsida, Malpighiales, Linaceae.